AUGCCUUCCUCAGACACGCCCAUCACUAUCGACCGCAUCAGAGACUAUACCCCCCACGGUUCCCGGAAGAAGUGUCUUUACACCCUUGAAAAGAUCCUGGGCAUCCUCAAGAUCUGCUGCCCCGAUGAGACCCGCUUCACCAUCGAACUCGGGGAGAUUAUUCGGUCCACCGUUCUCUGUCUUCAAGGCCUCCAUUGUUCUUCCGUCGAAGGCGUCAUCCCCAAGUCGACCGACAUCGUGUUUGCCCGGAGCGAACUGGACCGUGCCAUCGGCGACGGCGGCUUGUGGCCCGCCUACUUGAUCUACGCCCGUCUACUCGAGGGGAAUGGCAGGACGCCUCGACGGAAGGUCAACUACAUCAGUCGGACGAGCACGGUGCCGUGCGAAAGCGGGAGGACGUGUCUUCGGUAG
Geosmithia morbida is the source of this 411-nucleotide messenger RNA. RefSeq lists its product as uncharacterized. Bases 1 to 411 code for a protein of 136 amino acids. The record is from RefSeq and is a predicted model, not a curated record. Lineage: Eukaryota; Fungi; Ascomycota; Sordariomycetes; Hypocreales; Bionectriaceae. The transcript has 2 exons.